CCUAGGGCCCCCGGGCCGCCGAGCCCGGUGCGCGCCCUCGCGUCCCGCCGGCCCCCUCCCCCGGCUGGGCCCGGGGGAGGGUGGCGCCGUGAGCGAGCGGGGACUGGGCUCUCUUGCCCAUUCCCCUGUCCCUGGGCCGCCAGGAUGGAGGCGGGGUCCGGUCCCCCGGGUGGCCCGGGAUCUGAGAGCCCCAACCGGGCGGUGGAGUACCUGCUGGAGCUGAACAAUAUCAUCGAGAGUCAGCAGCAGCUGUUGGAGACCCAGCGGCGGCGAAUCGAAGAGCUGGAGGGCCAGUUGGACCAGCUCACCCAGGAGAACCGCGACCUGCGGGAGGAGAGCCAGCUGCACCGCGGGGAACUGCACCGGGACCCCCUUGGCGCGCGGGAUAGCCCUGGCCGCGAGAGCCAGUACCAGAACCUGCGCGAGACCCAGUUCCACCACCGCGAGCUGCGGGAGAGCCAGUUCCACCAGGCGUCCCGGGACGUGGGCUACCCGAACCGGGAUGGCGCCUACCAGAACCGGGAAGCUAUCUAUCGGGACAAGGAACGAGAAGCCUCCUAUCAGCUCCAGGACACUACCGGCUACACAGCCCGCGAGCGCGACGUGGCCCAGUGCCACCUGCACCACGAGAACCCAGCCCUGGGUCGCGAGCGUGGCGGGAGGGAGGCUGGGCCAGCGCACCCGGGCCGCGAGAAGGAAGCCGGCUAUUCCUCUGCGGUGGGCGUGGGGCAGCGGCCACCGCGGGAGCGGGGCCAGUUGAGCCGUGGCGCAUCCAGAAGCUCCAGCCCUGGCGCGGCCGGAGGUCACAGCACCAGUACCAGCACCAGCCCGGCUACAACCCUCCAGAGAAAAUCUGAUGGUGAGAAUUCCAGAACAGUCAGGUCCACAGCGUCUCACACUCUCCACCAGUAUUGCUGUCCUACUCAGGCCCUUGACUCCAUGAAGCUAACCCCCUCAGGCAGGCUGGCAGAGAGCAGUGUGGAGGGUGAUACCCCAGGCAGUGACCUGAGCACAGCGGUUGAUAGUCCUGGGAGCCAACCCCCCUACCGGCUGAGCCAACUACCCCCCACCAGCAGCCACAUGGGAGGCCCCCCUGCUGGGGUGGGCCUUCCUUGGGCUCAGAGGGCACGCCUCCAGCCAGCCAGUGUCGCCCUGAGGAAGCAAGAGGAGGAAGAGAUAAAGCGCUCCAAGGCCCUGUCAGACAGCUAUGAACUCUCCACAGACCUGCAGGACAAGAAGGUGGAAAUGCUGGAGAGGAAGUAUGGGGGCUCCUUCCUGAGCCGCAGGGCUGCCAGGACCAUCCAGACAGCUUUUCGCCAGUAUCGUAUGAAUAAGAACUUUGAGCGGCUGCGCAGCUCAGCUUCAGAGAGCCGCAUGUCCCGCCGCAUCAUCUUGUCCAACAUGCGGAUGCAGUUCUCUUUUGAGGAGUACGAAAAAGCACAGAACCCUGCAUACUUCGAGGGCAAGCCUGCCUCACUGGACGAGGGUGCCAUGGCUGGUGCCCGGAGCCACCGGCUUGACCGGGGUCUCCCCUAUGGAGGCUCCUGUGGUGGGGGCAUCGAUGGUGGUGGAAGUUCAGUCACCACAUCUGGAGAGUUUUCUAAUGACAUCACAGAGCUCGAGGACUCCUUCUCCAAACAGGUUAAAUCUCUGGCUGAAUCCAUCGAUGAGGCCCUGAACUGCCACCCAUCAGGGCCUAUGUCUGAGGAGCCAGGGUCAACCCAGAUGGAGAAGCGGGAAUCAAAGGAACAUCAAGAGGACAGCACAGCCACCUCCUUCAGUGACCUUCCCCUCUACUUGGAUGACCCAGUUCCUCCUCCAUCACCUGAGCGACUGCCCAGCACAGAGCCCCCACCCCAGAGCCGCCCUGAGUUCUGGGCACCAACUCCCCUCCCACCAGUUCCUCCACCGAUGCCACCAGGGACCCGGGAAGAUGGUAGCCGUGAGGAAGGCACUCGCAGGGGUCCUGGGUGCUUGGAGUGCCGGGAUUUCCGGCUCCGGGCCGCACACCUUCCCCUCCUUACCAUUGAGCCUCCCAGUGACAGUUCUGUAGACCUGAGUGACCGCUCAGAUCGCGGCUCUGUCCACCGCCAGCUGGUGUAUGAGGCUGAUGGCUGCAGCCCCCAUGGGACCCUGAAGCACAAGGGGCCACCAGGCAGGGCCCCAAUCCCACACCGCCACUACCCUGCCCCUGAGGGUCCAGCUCCAGCCCCACCAGGGCCCCUGCAGCCAGCCCCCAAUAGUGGCACUGGGCCCAGUGGUGUGGCUGGGGGUCGGAGGUUGGGGAAGUGUGAGGCAGCAGGUGAGAACUCUGACGGUGGAGACAAUGAGAGCCUCGAGAGCUCCAGCAACUCCAAUGAGACCAUCAACUGCAGCUCUGGCUCCUCGUCCCGGGAUAGCCUGAGGGAACCUCCAGCCAGUGGCCUGUGCAAGCAGACCUACCAGAGGGAAACAAGGCACAGCUGGGACUCGCCAGCCUUCAACAAUGAUGUGGUUCAGAGGCGGCAUUACAGAAUUGGCCUCAACCUCUUCAAUAAGAAGCCAGAGAAGGGUAUCCAGUAUUUGAUUGAGCGAGGUUUCCUGUCAGACACUCCUGUGGGGGUGGCUCACUUCAUCCUGGAGCGGAAAGGCCUGAGCCGGCAGAUGAUAGGGGAAUUCCUGGGGAACCGGCAGAAGCAGUUCAACAGAGAUGUGUUGGACUGUGUGGUGGACGAGAUGGACUUCUCCUCUAUGGAUCUGGAUGAUGCACUCAGGAAGUUCCAAUCCCAUAUUCGGGUUCAGGGUGAGGCCCAGAAAGUGGAGCGACUCAUUGAAGCUUUCAGCCAGCGGUACUGUGUCUGUAACCCUGCCCUUGUACGCCAGUUCCGGAACCCCGACACCAUCUUCAUCCUUGCUUUUGCCAUCAUCCUCCUCAAUACCGACAUGUACAGCCCCAGCGUCAAGGCUGAACGCAAGAUGAAACUGGAUGACUUCAUUAAGAACCUGAGAGGGGUUGACAAUGGUGAAGACAUCCCCAGAGACCUCCUGGUAGGCAUCUACCAGCGCAUCCAAGGUCGUGAACUGCGGACCAAUGAUGACCAUGUGUCCCAGGUGCAGGCUGUGGAGCGCAUGAUUGUUGGCAAGAAACCGGUCCUGUCUCUUCCUCACCGUCGACUGGUUUGCUGUUGCCAGCUCUAUGAGGUGCCAGAUCCAAACCGCCCCCAGAGACUGGGGCUGCAUCAGCGGGAGGUUUUCCUCUUCAAUGACCUCCUUGUGGUCACCAAAAUUUUCCAGAAGAAGAAGAUCUUGGUGACAUACAGCUUCCGUCAGUCCUUUCCCCUGGUGGAGAUGCACAUGCAGCUCUUCCAGAACUCAUAUUAUCAGUUUGGGAUCAAGUUACUGUCUGCGGUACCUGGAGGGGAACGAAAAGUCCUCAUCAUCUUCAAUGCUCCUAGCCUCCAAGACAGGUUGCGCUUUACCUCUGACCUGCGGGAGUCCAUUGCUGAGGUGCAAGAGAUGGAGAAGUACCGUGUGGAAUCGGAGCUGGAGAAGCAGAAAGGUAUGAUGCGACCUAAUGCCUCACAGCCUGGAGGAGCCAAGGACUCAGUGAAUGGGACUCUGGCCCGCAGUAGUCUGGAGGACACUUAUGGGGCAGGCGAUGGGCUCAAGCGGGGUGCACUCAGUAGUUCCCUGCGAGACCUCUCUGAUGCAGGGAAGCGGGGGCGGCGUAACAGCGUGGGAUCGCUGGACAGCACCAUCGAAGGGUCUGUUAUUAGCAGUCCACGCCCUCACCAGAGGAUGCCACCUCCGCCCCCACCCCCGCCGCCAGAGGAGUACAAGAGCCAGAGGCCAGUCUCGAACUCCUCAUCUUUCCUGGGCUCCCUAUUUGGAAGCAAGAGAGGCAAAGGGCCCUUCCAGAUGCCACCACCGCCAACAGGCCAGGCCUCUGCCUCGUCUUCAUCCGCUUCCUCCACCCACCACCACCAUCACCACCACCACCAUGGUCACAGCCAUGGUGGCAUGGGGGUGCUACCUGAUGGGCAGUCCAAGCUUCAGGCCCUGCAUGCCCAGUAUUGCCAAGGACCGGGCCCUGCCCCACCACCCUACCUCCCAUCCCAGCAACCCUCUCUGCCUCCACCCCCUCAGCAGCCUCCACCCCUGCCCCAACUGGGCUCCAUUCCACCACCACCUGCCUCAGCCCCACCUGUGGGGCCACAUCGACACUUCCAUGCCCACGGCCCAGUUCCAGGACCCCAGCAUUAUACCUUGGGCCGGCCAGGCAGAGCCCCAAGACGAGGGGCUGGAGGACACCCUCAGUUUGCUCCACAUGGCCGCCACCCCUUGCACCAGCCCACAUCCCCAUUACCCCUGUACAGUCCUGCUCCACAGCACCCGCCUGCCCAUAAACAGGGCCCUAAGCACUUCAUCUUCAGUCACCACCCACAGAUGAUGCCAGCAGCAGGUGCAGCUGGGGGCCCUGGGUCCCGGCCACCAGGGGGAUCCUACUCCCACCCUCACCACCCCCAGUCACCACUGUCACCACACUCACCCAUCCCCCCUCACCCCUCCUACCCGCCCCUGCCCCCACCCUCCCCUCACACCCCACAUUCACCCCUCCCACCCACCUCCCCCCAUGGCCCACUGCACGCCUCUGGGCCCCCUGGCACAGCUAAUCCACCCAGUGCAAACCCCAAGGCCAAGCCAAGCCGGAUCAGCACUGUGGUCUGAGGAAUGGAAUGAGUGUACUGGGGAACAGAUAGUCUGGGGAAGUCCACAGGAGAGGGACCUUGCCCCUCUCUUCUUCCUCAGUUUUUUCAAAAUAUAUAUACACUCAGCAGUGUCCUUCUUUCCACUUCCUCCAUCUCUCCAGCCCCUUCUUCUAACCCCUAGCACUUGUCAUGGGGUUUCCUUUCAGAUUGGAGGGCCCUUGCCACUUGCAGCCUGAACUUAGGGCACUGCAGUGCUGGCAAGUGGUAAGGGCCUCUCCGUAGUCCUUGUCCUCCCUUUCCUAUCUUCCUCUCUUCUCUUUCUGGUCCCUGGAGGCCUAGUUGGUGGUCUCAGACCUCUGGGCAGAUGGGAGCGUCCUUACAAGCUGGUGGAGAAGGCAGGCUUCUGGAGCCGUGGGGGUGAAGGCUUCCCCAGAGCUCCUCUGGCUGUGUGGGGCUAGGAGAGAGCUCUGUAGAGCUGUGGCCAAACCUCAGGGCCUAGCCACACACCUCUAUGUGUCUUUCUGCCUGCUGGAGGACACAGACUGUCCAUGUACUCUGUGGGUGGAACCCCGCUUGUGCUGGCCCCCACUGAGGGCACUGCUUCCCUCUCUUGAGCCAGUCUGUGUGUGCCCUCCUAAUAGGCCCCAGCCCAGACCUCUUUGGCUUCAGGAACUUGCCUUGCCCUGCAAUGUUCUUAUCCUGAUCAAAGUCCAGACAGGUUUUUUUGGAGGUGGGGGGGGGGCUCAGGUCUGGGAUGAGAAGGGUACUGCCCUCCCUCACCCAUAUUGCAUGCCCCCCCAUUCCUUCUUCUUUUCCCACCUACAACUGAAGACAAUGCACUUUACAGAUAUCACCCACACAUAUCUCACUGGGGCAGGGCACCCAGCAUCAGCCCUGGGGAAAGACUCCCAGAGGACCACCAAGAUGUCCUUCCUGAGGCAGAGAUUGAAGCCAUCAGAGCUGGGGCUGCAAGCCAGAAUGCCCAAGCCCCUCUUGUUCAUCAAAACUCCACUGCCUCGCCAGCCCCUCUGCAGUCCUGUUUAUUUAUUAUAAAUAUAUUUUUUACAAGUCCCAGCCCCUCUUCUUGCCCUACACAUCCAGCAGCUCCUUUCACAGUCCCUGCCUUCCUCUCCCCUGUCAAGUAUGGGCUGCAGUACAGACAGACAGAUGGACCCUCUACGUCAAAGGGUCCCUGGGGCUUCAGGUUGUGGGAGGGCAUUGGUGGGAGGGACUAUAUGGAGAGGAGCGGAGCGGGGAUUCAGGCAUUGUCUUUUUCCCUCCUUGUAUAUAAGAAUGUAUAUUUGAUGCCUCAUAAAAGAC
Molecule: messenger RNA, 6008 nt
Organism: Alexandromys fortis (reed vole)
Lineage: Eukaryota; Metazoa; Chordata; Mammalia; Rodentia; Cricetidae
Gene: Iqsec2
Product: IQ motif and Sec7 domain ArfGEF 2
Exons: 16
Coding region: 145-4707 (1520 amino acids)
Biological process (GO): regulation of ARF protein signal transduction; actin cytoskeleton organization
Molecular function (GO): guanyl-nucleotide exchange factor activity; protein binding
Source: RefSeq, a predicted model, not a curated record